This is a messenger RNA of Engraulis encrasicolus (European anchovy), 3935 nucleotides long. RefSeq names its product HEAT repeat containing 6 (gene heatr6). Lineage: Eukaryota; Metazoa; Chordata; Actinopteri; Clupeiformes; Engraulidae. The transcript has 20 exons. The record is from RefSeq and is a predicted model, not a curated record. The coding region runs from base 121 to 3618 and encodes 1165 amino acids. Gene Ontology annotation, molecular function: protein binding.
ACUGCGGAAAAGACCACGCAUGAUCUUCGAGGAGUGGUUUACUUCAAAUGCGAUAGAACUAUCAGAGUGAUGCGAUAAGUUAACGUUAACAACAGUUAGAUCUGUGAAUGACAUCUGGACAUGGACAUGGACGAUACGGAGUACAACGCACCUGGCAUGCGUUUUGGUAGCUAUUAUAAUAAACUAUGCUCGCUAACGCCAUCAGACCCAAGCUUCAAAACAGAGAUCAACCUCUUGCUGGAUGAACUUAUUUCCGAAAACUACAGUAACAGCACGACAAAAGACGGCGACAUGCAGGAUGUCUGCAGACUGCUGUUGAAAGCAAGUCAGUUGAUUCCGUUCAGCCUGGAGCACCUCGUUCUUAAGCUUUGCCAACUUGUUAUUCAACUACUCAAUCAAUUACAGGUAUUUCUGGAUGCUCAGAGCCACAACUGUAUCGUGUCCUACUACAUCCAGGCCCUGCAUGCUUGCAGCUCGUGGACGCACGCUGACAUCCUUUUGGCACUUUCACUGUUAGUCAGUGGCAAUGUGACAAAUUUUCAGCAGCAUCUUCCAAGUCUCUUUGACCCGAAAGGAAUUCUAAUGACGUACAGCGCAUCGAGUCAACCAGACCUGGAGUUGCGCUGUGCUGCCAUCCACUGCAUGGCCAGUCUGUGCCUUGGGGCUCCUGGGCAGGCAUGUCUUGAACAGCCUUAUCGUGAAAUAUGUUUCAGGGCAUUUUUGCAGACACUGCAGUCUCUCAAACCCCAACGAGCUGAAGAGCUUGUCUUCUGCACAUUGGUGCAGAAUGCACUGAAAGGCAUGCAACAUUUCCUAAAUGGAGUGAAGUGGAAGCCCCAACAUGGGGAAGACCUGGGAAGUCUCCUCGCUGUACUUAAGAAAUGCAUGUUCCAUGGGCUACAGGGCAUGCCUGCGGAGAUGCCCAAAGUGCUUUACCCUGCCCCUUUACCUCAGUAUGAUGUUCCCAUGACGGCGCCACCGAAAGUUUCAGAGGAGACUGCACCAGCAAGAUCAGCUGGGAGCAAGAAGAAAAAGCCUCGUGGCAGCGCUAAGAAGGCGGAAACGGAGGGAAGACGAGUGGAGAAGAAGAACACUGGAGACGAACCCGAGAAGCUGAGACAAGGUGGUUGUCAUGGAAAUCUGAGAGAAGAUAAGGACAGCUGGUCUCUCAAGCCACAUCACCCACAAAUGCUGCUCGGGGGCAACCCAUUCUGCCAACCCUCUUGGAGAAGUUCAGAGUCAGAGUUCUCUGACACUGAAGGAGGCUUUAACGCAAAACUAAGGCUAUACCAGAUGCGCAUACGCCAGGGCUCUCUUCACUGUUUCCUGUCUCUGAUAAAGUGUGUGGACAAACGUCUUCUGUUUGGUUACUGGUCUGCAUUCGUUCCUGGUGCCCCUUCCAUUGGUGGACCCCCAUCCCUCUCACUACUUACAGUUGCUCUGAAAGACCCAUCACCAAAGGUGCGUGCCGGAUCACUUCAGGUGUUAUCAGCUUUUCUGGAAGGAUCGCGACUCUUUUUGUCUGCAGCAGAAGACAUCAACACUCCUCGCCAGGCCUUUACGUCCUUCUCUGCAACUCUUGCAUUCAGUCUACGAGAGCUGCAUCGUAGUUUGUUGCUUGCAUUGAUGGCAGAAUCUUCACCGCAAACCCUUACUCAAGUUAUAAAGUGCCUGGCUCACUUGGUGUGCAACACACCGUACCAUCGCCUGCAGCCUGGACUGUUGGGCCCUGUUUGGAAACAAAUUCAGCAAUACAUUCGUCAUAGAGACGUGAAUGUACGUGUUUCCAGUCUGACUCUCUUGGGGACAAUGGUGUCGGCCCAGGCGCCUCUGCCAGAGAUCCAGCAACUUCUUGAACAGCCAGCAAAGACAGCUGGUAAUGACGCGGUGGGGGAGUCGAUGGCAACAUGCGAGGAGCACAUGUCUCACAACUGGAGACAGCAGCAGCAGCAGCAGCAGUGUUGUGCACUUGAAGAAGCCCGCCAUCAUUGGCUCUGCGGGGAGGAAGGAGUGCGCUGGCUACUGAGGCUGUGCGUGUGUCUGGUUACCCAGCCGAGGGAAGGUCAAACAACUCGCCACGAGGGUAGUGAUGACAAAAAUCACCUUUCUCCCAAUCUUCUGGAGCCACCGCCUGUGAAACUGGAAGCACUACAGGUUUUAGCUCACUUGGUGAAGGGAUAUUUCAGUCUUCUACAAGAUUGGCUUCUUGAGUUGUAUCAGGUCAGUGCCUGUUGUCUGAGGGAACAGGAUCCGUCUAUGCAGCUACACGGAACAAAGCUAUUGGAGGAAUUGGGAACUGCCAUCAUUCAGCAAUACCGGACAGCUGAAAAAACAAAACUUGUUCCUCUCUGUAAGGUAAUACAGUUUUGGUCAGAUGUGCUGAGUGGACCAUUAACGACAGCUUUGCAGAAUGAGCAGCAUCCCACUCUUCAGACCAGCGCGUGUGACACCCUCUCCUCCAUAUUGCCACAAGCCUUCAGGAUGCUUCAGGAGAAAACUCAGAUGUUGUGUGUGACGGUGUUACUGGGUCUGACGUACAGCGAUAAUUCCCUGGUGAAGGCUGCCUCCGUCAGAGCCCUGGGAGUCUACAUCCUUUUUCCUGGUCUUUCCGAGGAUGUAAACUUCAUGGUGGACAGCGCUGGUGUUAUUAUGACUGCCCUCGAGGAUCAUUCUCCAAACGUCCGUGCAAAAGCGGCCUGGUCCCUAGGAAACCUCACUGACGCAAUCAUUGUCAAUAUGGAAUGUGUAACGAGUGACCUUCUGGCAGAGUUAUCAAGUGGGCUUUUUCUAAAACUGGUGAAGGCUUCUAUCCAAGCAGCCAAGGACAAGGAUCGGAUUAAGAGCAAUGCAGUCAGGGCGCUUGGCAACCUGCUGCAUCUGGUGCAGCCUCACCAACUCCAAGAGCCUGGCUUUGAGGAGCUCCUAGACCGUGCCAUGUGUGUCCUUGUGGAUACCGUGCAAAGUGACGCCACCAUGAAAGUUCGCUGGAACGCUUGCUACGCUCUUGGAAAUGCUUUCAAAAAUUCUGCAUUGCCCCUGGGCACUGCAAGCUGGGCAGCGAAGGCUUAUACCGCCUUAUCUUGCGCUGUGGUUUCCUGUAAGAACUUCAAGGUUCGCAUUAAAUCUGCUGCGGCCCUGGCAAUGCCCUCCUCCCGCGCCCAGUACGGUGACGCCUGCCAGUUUGCUCAGGUCUGGACGGCCACGGUAACGGCACUGGAGAAUAGUACUGAGGGAGCUGAUUUCCUGGAGUUCCGCUACCACACCAGUCUGUGCGACCAGCUCUGUCAGACGUUGCUUCAUCUGCUCUGUCUCUGCCAGCCGCAGGACCUGCAGGCUGUACAAGGAAGCGUUGAAGUCCACAGCUCCCUUCUCACAGGUUUUCUGGUCAGCUAUCUUGAGGAGAGCGUGUCGGCCGCAGGGAAAGGUGAGCAAGAUGACGACGACGGAAGCAAUAGCAGACUGUCCCACGAUAGGAUGAAGGAAAUGGCAGACGCAGUAAGUGCAUUGAAAGGUCUGUCUGAAGACCAUGCGGAAUGGAGUGCCACCAGCGCAUGCGUUGUUAUCAUGUUUUUGGACGAGGUCCUGAGGAAUCACAAGCAGACAAAUGUAACUCUAUGAACUCUUUACAAAAAAAUAUGUACCGAUCAAAACACGGAACUCUUUUUUUUUGUGAGUCAUUUUAUCCUUAAGCCUUUUGUAUGCCUUUCAUUUUGUAAUGUGUACUGUUAAAUAAAGAUUUUGAAGAGUUUUGUGUGACAAGUCUUCUGCAUUUCAUAAGCAGUUGAUUUCCUUCCGGAAACAUACUUAUGGUUAUGUCUGAAACUAAGUUCUAAAACUCUGGAGAAGUAAUUCUAAAUGCUUUUGCAAAUAUUGUAAACACGAAAUACAUACAGAUGUUUUGCACACAUUAAUAAAAUCUGCCAAAAGAGAAAAUU